Molecule: messenger RNA, 1477 nt
Organism: Solanum verrucosum
Lineage: Eukaryota; Viridiplantae; Streptophyta; Magnoliopsida; Solanales; Solanaceae
Exons: 4
Coding region: 52-1332 (426 amino acids)
Source: RefSeq, a predicted model, not a curated record
ACAAAAAGAAUUAUUGUCUAAGACAUUGAUAGGGAAGUUGUUGGUUUAGUGAUGGAUUUCUUCAAAGUGAAGAGAUUUAGAAAGGCUCAUAAGCCGGAACUAGAGACUAAUACAGAGGAAAAACCUGUUCCACUGCCGGGAGAGCAAAAGAAUGAAAAUGGUAAUGUGGGGAAAACAGCUUAUGUUGAUUCUACUAAUGCUGAACCAGAAGACGACGAUGAUGACUUCAUCACUAAUGAAGUAAAGAGGAGGUUGAAGGAACUGAGAAGAAACAGCUUUAUGGUAUUAAUUCCUGAAGAGUCAGCUCCAGAAGAUGAUGAUGCAGAUGAUGAAGAAGAACAGGUGAACAUGAAUCCCGGUGAUUGGAGGGAUGUUGAAGCAGAAGGAAGACAGUUUUGGUCUGGCUUCAAUGCCGUGUAUGACAAAUACUCUGAACAAAUGCUGUUUUAUGACCGCCUGCAUGUUCAGCAGCUGCGUGAAAUUGGUUCGCAUAUUUCAUCUACUUCUUCGCCAAGAUCUGCACCUAAAAAGCUUGUAUCACCCUUUCGGUGCCUGUCCUUGAAAAAAAUGGAUGAAUUUCAGGAUGAAACUCAGCACUUGCACCAGCCUGUGGCUAACAUUAAUCAAGAUCUUGAAACAGCUUACGUAGCUCAGAUGUGCCUGACCUGGGAAGUUCUUCACUGUCAGUACACACAAUUGAGUCAGAAAAUCUCUAGCCAACCUGAUAGUCCCAUCUUCUAUAAUCACAGCGCUCAGCAGUUUCAGCAGUUAUUGGUCUUGUUACAACGAUUUAUUGAAACUGAACCUUUUGAACCAGGUACAAGGCCUGAAAUUUAUGCUCGCAUGAGAAAUGCAUUGCCUAUGCUACUUCAGGUUCCUAAAGUCCAAGGUUCAGAUCAAAAGAAAUUGGAAGAUGAUGAGUUGCCAGUUCUUGCUCCAGAUCUACUCAAAGUGAUUGAAAGUUCAAUCCUCACUUUUCGUCUAUUUGUGAAGAUGGACAAGAAGUCUAGCAGUGUACGAAAUCUUUUCGGAAGCCAGAACCAGAUGACAACACCCGUUCAUCAGGUUCAAUGUUCUCUUGAAAAGAAAAAGGUGAAACUGAAGGAACUACGGAAGAAAACAAAGAACCUGAAGAAGAAAUCAUGGCCUAGCAUGGCAGCAGAUGUCGACCUGUUGCUUGGCCUUAUUGAUGUAAAGGUCAUGAAUAGGGUCCUAAGAAUGGAAAGAAUCAGUAAGGAGCAGUUAUUCUGGUGCGAAGAAAAGAUGAAGAAGCUAGAUGUAACUGACGGCAAGCUGCAGAGGGACCCCUCUCUCAUCUUAUUUCCUGGUUAGCAGGCAAAUCGAAACUCUUGACUUGCUAGAAAAACCAAUAUCCUCUUUUUUCCUUCUGUAUUGGCUGUAUAAUAGGGUGGAUAUUCUUUUAUCAACUGUUUGACAGUGGUGGUUUUUUUAGUUGAAAAGACUUGAGUUUUAUUUA